AUGGCUGAUCUGAUUGUAGCCUCAUCUCUAAUUCCGCCUACCCUGCGGCGUCUCAAACGCCUGACACUUGUCUCGUUAAUUGGUCUGCUGGGUAUGGAGCAGAUUCUUGAAGAGCACACUUAUACCCAAAAAAGGAUGACUUUACAUAUUCAAAGUCCUGUCAUGAACACCAGAAAGAAAUUGUUGCAAGAGGAAAAUGCAUCAGAAACACAGGCCCAAAAGAAAAUGCAAACAGAACGCCAGUUAAAAUGCUUAGCAUUUCAGAACCCUGGCCCUCUGCUAGCUGAAUUCAACCCUGAGACCCGAUUGCAGACAAAAGAGAUUCGCAGGACAAAACUAAGGCAGCUGGUCUUCGAAAGCAAAUUUAAGGCCUUAAGAAAAUAUGACAACACUGGCAGGCUGCUUUUCAAUGGAAUAGACCUUUGCGACUGUCUGGAUGAAAACUGCCCUGGCUGUUUCUAUCCCUGCUCCAAAUGCAGUUCUUGGAAAUGUGGCUCUACAUGUCGCUGUAAUCGGAAGUGGAUCUAUGAUGGAAUUGAAACAGAAGGAAGUGAUGUUGUUCAAAAGUUCCCUAAUUUGUGUUAA
Carcharodon carcharias (great white shark) is the source of this 585-nucleotide messenger RNA. Its product is annotated as ARL14 effector protein-like. NCBI's taxonomy places the organism in Eukaryota, Metazoa, Chordata, Chondrichthyes, Lamniformes, Lamnidae. The record is from RefSeq and is a predicted model, not a curated record. The transcript is spliced from 6 exons. Bases 1 to 585 code for a protein of 194 amino acids. Gene Ontology annotation, cellular component: intracellular membrane-bounded organelle.